AUGCCGGUGAUGAGAGGGCUGCUGGCCCCGCAAAACACCUUCCUGGACACCAUCGCCACCCGCUUCGAUGGCACCCGUUGGCUCCACGAGCUGGCCAAGCGUCUGGGGACGCCGUACCUCCUGCCCUCCUUGACGUCUCCGGGCCCCGUCGGCGCCAACGGAAGCCAGUGGAACGUGUCGGGGUCGGAGGUCGGCGGGCAGGGCCCCUGGAACUCCAGCCACCUCACCAGCGUGGGGUUCGGAAACGUGUCGGCCAACACCGACUCCGAGAAGAUCUUCUCCAUCUGCACCAUGCUCAUCGGAGCGCUGAUGCACGCGGUGGUGUUCGGCAACGUGACGGCCAUCAUCCAGAGGAUGUACUCGCGGCGCUCGCUGUACCACACGCGCACCAAGGACCUGAAGGACUUCAUCCGGGUGCACCGGCUGCCCAAGGCCCUGGAGCAGCGCAUGCUGGAGUGCUUCCAGACCACGUGGAGCUGCUCCAGCUGCCGCUGUUCGAGUCGGCGAGCCGCGGCUGCCUGCGCUCCUGUCACUCAUCAUCAGGACGUCCUUCUGCGCGCCGGGCGAGUUCUCAUCCGGCAGGGGGACGCCCUGCAGGCCAUCUACUUUGUGUGCUCCGGGUCCAUGGAGGUCCUGAAGGACAACACCGUGCUGGCCAUACUGGGUAAAGGCGACCUGAUCGGCUCCGACUCGCUGACCAAGGAGCAGGUGAUCAAGACCAACGCCAACGUCAAGGCCCUGACCUACUGCGACCUGCAGUACAUCAGCCUCAAGGGCCUCCGCGAGGUCCUCCGCCUCUACCCCGAGUACGCCCAGAAGUUCAUCAGCGAGAUCCAGCACGACCUCACGUACAACCUGCGGGAGGGCAACGGCGCCGACGUGGACUGGGAGAGCAACGGCGGCCCGGUGAAGAAGCUGCCGUCGAUCCGCGAGGACGAGGAGGGCGACGACCAGGCGAACUCGGUGCCGCGCGCCCCCCGCUCCCCGCUGCGCCUCGGCCGGGGGCUCAGCUCGCCGCUGCGCUCCCCUCUGCUGCAGCCGAGGCCGUUCCGCGCGCCCUCCGAGCCCCCCCGCCCCGCCACCCUGCAGAUCCCCGUGGUCAGCUUCUGCAGUGCGCCGUGCGAGCUCAGCCCGAGAUUCGUGGACGGCAUCGAAACUGAGAGCAACUCCACCUCCUCACAGAAGUUUGAGUUCAGUCCCAGCAUGUCACCCAUUGCCCCGCCCUCUCCGUACCCAGGAAUCCGGGAGCACUCAGAGAUCAAGCAGAGUGUGUCCAAACUCACUGAAGAGAUGAACAGUCUCUCUAAACAAGUCUUCACGCUCAGCCGGGAGCUGCAGGAAAUGACGCGUCUGCUCAAGCCCCUCCUCCAAACGGCCCCGCAGCCGAUCCUGUUGACCAUGAUGCCAAAUUUUACCCCGCCCCCGACGAGCGCCGGUCACGUGGCGCCGCCCGCUGCCGCCGCGCCUCGCCCCCCCCAGAGACCUGGCACCCAUUCCCUGCUGGACAGCGGAGACACGGAGGGUGUGGAUUUGCCAGGAUGCCUUCUCCCGACUCCCCAUUCACCGGAGACGCGUAGUUCUUCUUCGCCGUCGCCGCAGCAACCAUCCAAACCCCCGGGGGCCGACGCCGAGGGCCCCGCCCCCUUCCCCUCCCCGGGGGAAGGUCGCCCCGACGGAGGCCUCGCCGCCUGCUCCAGUAACGGGAUGCAUCCGCCCUCGCUGCAGGACCAGCCCCCCCCGGCGUCUCACACCCCCUCCCCCUCCCUCUCCUUCUCCAUGUCCCUCAGCUCCUCGCCGUCCCUCUCCCCCUGCCGGGGCCCCCGCCCGCCUGGCGGCGGAGACAGCCGCGGCCUGCCGCCUCCGCCUCCCUCACAGGACACCCCUCCCCCUCCUUCCCCUCCCCCACCCGCGCCGUCCUGCCACUGCUCGGCCCCCCCCCUCGCUCACGUCCUCCCCCGGGGCGGGUCAGCUGAGGAUCUUCCACUCCGCCCCCUCCCCCCCACAUCCCUCCACCGUCUCCCUGCCCUUGUCCCUGGACUUUGUCAGCGCGGGGGGCGUCCAGAGGGAUACCCAGGGUGCACCUUGGCGCAACUCGCAGCCGCGGCGGGGGAUGGGGGGGGGGGGGGGCCCGGCCCGCCGCUCGGCCCCAGGAGCUGGAGAUGCACGAGUGGGGGCGCCGCCAGGCGGAGGAGAAGCCCCGCGCGGAGAGCAUCAGCUUCAUCGACGAAGAGGAGCCGGCGUUAUGAACGGGGAAAAAAAAAAAAAAAAAAAAAUAAAAAUAAAAAACUGAAAAGAGUAGCAGAAAAAAAAACGAGAAGCGAGGAAGCAAUUCGUCCCGCAGGCGGACGGGGACACGCCCCCGGGGAGGCCGGGACAGCGAGGUUCUCCACCGAUCAACUACAACAGCACAAGUUGUCUUACAGUAUCGACACUUCAGUAGCGUCAGUCGACCUCCCCCCCCCCUGCCUUGCAGCUGCUGGGACACAUUGCGACCAGUUUUUGACCCGUGCCAUUGACCUCUGGAGCCCCGUUUGGCUCUUGUGUCUUUUCAAAACCGAAAGGACCAAAAGGGACACGUCUUCAGCCCUGAUCUUUACAAUUUAAAAUCCCCCCCCCCCCCCAGCAUACGCCACAUGUUUGAACUGGUCUGAGCCGCUACCGGAGCAUGUGGAGGAGCAGAAGCCAAAGACACAGAAGCAGGAUUUUCGGGAAGCAGCGUGGGGACACAAGUGGGACAAGUGGGACAGUCCACCACUCGUCCAGCUUCAGCCAACCAGCCGUUCGUGCCUUCUCCACGCAGAGAGCCC
Molecule: messenger RNA, 2807 nt
Organism: Pungitius pungitius (ninespine stickleback)
Lineage: Eukaryota; Metazoa; Chordata; Actinopteri; Perciformes; Gasterosteidae
Gene: kcnh3
Product: potassium voltage-gated channel, subfamily H (eag-related), member 3
Exons: 10
Coding region: 1-2604 (867 amino acids)
Biological process (GO): potassium ion transmembrane transport; regulation of membrane potential
Cellular component (GO): plasma membrane
Molecular function (GO): voltage-gated potassium channel activity
Source: RefSeq, a predicted model, not a curated record